Messenger RNA from Lampris incognitus (smalleye Pacific opah), 1581 nucleotides. RefSeq names its product synaptotagmin IXb (gene syt9b). Lineage: Eukaryota; Metazoa; Chordata; Actinopteri; Lampriformes; Lampridae. The transcript is spliced from 8 exons. Gene Ontology annotation, molecular function: SNARE binding; calcium-dependent phospholipid binding; phosphatidylserine binding. Gene Ontology annotation, cellular component: membrane; dense core granule. Gene Ontology annotation, biological process: calcium-ion regulated exocytosis; regulation of calcium ion-dependent exocytosis; cellular response to calcium ion. The record is from RefSeq and is a predicted model, not a curated record. Bases 1 to 1581 code for a protein of 526 amino acids.
AUGCCUGCAGAAAGAGAGGAUGAGAUUUGUCGUAAGGCACUGGAACUACUCUCCGAACUGUGCUCCAAGGGAGAGGUGCAAAACGACAACUGCCUUGAUUUUAUUUACUACUUCAGAGACCUGGCCAGACCACGUUACACAGACUCAGAUGUAUCGGUGAGCCUGUUGUCCCUGCUGGUUACCACCUGUGGCCUGGCUCUUUUCAGUGUCUCCCUCUUUGUCUCAUGGAAGCUGUGCUGGGUACCAUGGAGUGGACGAUUCCUCCCCGAUGCCCUCAAGGGGUCGCAUUUCCUGGGAGACCAACAGCCUGUACUGGCAGAGGUGGAUGGGGAGGACAGGGAGUACAGUGAGGAUGGUUGUGUUAAAGAGCCCACAGCGCCUCCUUCUGCUGUGGCCAUCCCAGAGUCGGCUAUGAAGAUCAGCCACACGUCCCCUGACAUCCCCCUUGAGACUCAGGGCAAGUUGGAGAAAAACCGGCUCCACACUUUAGCCAGAGACAGGGUCCAGAGGCAAAUAACUGAGCCCACCUCAUCUGUCCGCCACAACUCAAUCCGUCGUCAGAUGAACCUGUCCAACCCAGACUUCAACCCUGCUCAGUUCCAGCGGCAGGAGUCCCUGUCUGGUCUGGGCCAGAUCAAACCUGAACUUUACAAGCAGCGUUCAAUAGAUGCAGAAGACGGGCGCCAUGCGGACAGCUGCGGCCGUCUCCUCUUCAUCCUGAAGUUUGAUUGUGACUUGGAGCAGCUGAUUGUGAAGAUCCACAAGGCCCAGGACCUUCCUGCCAAGGACUUCUCAGGGACCUCUGAUCCUUACGUCAAGAUCUACCUGCUGCCUGACCGCAAGACCAAACACCAGACCAAGGUGCACCGCAAGACACUCAACCCAGUGUUUGAUGAGGUGUUUCUCUUUCCUGUGGCCUACACAGAGCUUCCCAACCGUAAGCUGCAUUUCAGCGUGUACGACUUUGACAGGUUCUCCCGCCAUGAUCUGAUAGGCCAGGUGGUGGUGGACAACUUCCUGGAUCUGGUGGACUUCCCGCGGGAGACAAAACUGUGCCGGGACAUACUGUAUGUCACCUCGGACAAUGUUGAUCUUGGAGAGCUGAUGUUCUCAUUGUGUUAUCUCCCCACGGCUGGCAGACUCACCAUUACCAUGAUCAAAGCCAGGAAUCUCAAAGCCAUGGAUAUCACUGGCGCUUCAGAUCCAUAUGUUAAAGUGUCGCUGAUGUGUGAUGGGCGGAGGCUAAAGAAGAGGAAGACAUCGACCAAGCGUAACACUCUGAACCCUGUCUACAAUGAAGCCAUAGUGUUUGACGUUCCACCUGAGAACAUUGAUCAAAUCAGCCUGUUUAUAGCUGUCAUGGACUAUGAUCGGGUAGGCCACAAUGAAGUGAUUGGUGUGUGCAGGGUGGGCAACGAUGCUGAAAGUUUGGGUCGAGACCACUGGAAUGAGAUGCUGACCUACCCCCGCAAGCCCAUCGCUCACUGGCACCCACUUAUAGAGUGGGUCGGACAGGGAACCACAGGGAACGGGAGCCAAGGAGGAUCAACCAACUCUCUGAAGGCACUGCCAUCACCGUGA